AUGACAGACACUCCAUGUAAUCUAAUCUAAUAUAUAUUAAAAAAACUGAUUAAAAAAAAUGCUGUUUAACAAUGAGUAAUGCAUAAUCAUUGACAUGGUGAAGCUUUCUGUAAGUAGACAUUUAUUAACAUGGAAGGAGUCUCCAGUGUCAGUGCUUUGUAACAGUAAGUUUUCUGCCACAGGAGUGUUCAGGACAGAGAACUUUGUGCUCUCUGCUUUGAAAUCUGUGUGUGUGUUGUCUUUAAAAGAGAGAGAAGAAGAGAUGCUGGUGAGGGAAUGACUGCUUAUAGCUAAUAUAACACAAGUGAUACCAGGAACUUGUUUCCUGGACGUUCCACAACAUUAAAUGUAACUAUAUAUGGUUUAAAAAAAAAAAAACAUGUUUAUGAAUAAAUAAAAAAACGGCAAUCGUUGGUGAAUCACCGUUGUAUAAGAGGAAUAAAUAUUGUUAUAGGAAAAUGAUCUAUAUCAGGGAGGUAACAGUAACUGUUUCAUAUCAAGCCACAUCACACCACCCCAUCGUUGAUUGUUUUCCUAUAACACCAUGUCAUGCAGUGUUUUAUUCCUCACUUAAACAUGAUUCAGUUUUUCUUUUUCAGCUACAGAGCACUUUAAAAAAAUAAAAAUAAAAGUCUUCGGAAGAAGCUUUUAUUUUGAAGACGGCUCACACGCUUGUUGUCUGUUUUUUGCUUCUAUCAUGGUUGGUGUCUCAACGUUUCAUUGACGUUACAUGCGCGAAUUUAUAAACACGGUAAAGAAAAAUGGCACUUUCAGAAGACCUGCUGGCUCAGAGGAAUAAGUUAGAGAAUGAGAUUUUGGCUCUGGAGAGCACUCUGGGAAAUGGCAGUAACAUUGCAGACUUGCUGUCUUCAGACAGUGACAGUGCUGAGGAGUCGGAUGACAGUGGACACGCAGGGCGGGAUGUUGCACACGAGGACCUGGAAGCAGAGCGACAGCAAAUCCAGAGGGAGAUCGAAGAGUUAGAGCGAACGCUCGGUGCAGACGCGGGUCUUGUUGAUGCCCUGACAGACAGCGAACAUGGCAGUCUAAUGGAUUCUAAUGACGAGGAUAGUGACGAGGAUUUGGAGCUUCCUCAAGAUUUGGAAACUUGUCUUCAGAUGAAUUUGGUUUAUCAGGAGGUGCUGAAUGAAAAACUGGCUGACUUGGAGAGGCUUCUUAAAGAAAAUCGUGAACAGCAGAAAGAGCUUGAAGAGCAGCUCUCUGGUCCGUCAUAUGUCUCUCCUGGCCUGCCUCAUCUCAAACUGUUCCUUGGCAGCUUUAUGAAACCAUAUUUCAAAGACAAGCUGACUGGUUUGGGCCCUCCAGCCAAUGAAGAAACUAAAGAGAGGUUGACUCAUGGGACCAAGCCUUGUGAUGAAAUGAAAAUUAGAAGAUGGGAGCCAUGGCAAAAAACGUUGCUGAUCAACUCCGUAGUCACAGACACUAUGAAGCGCAUGUUGCAGCCCAAACUGUCAAAGAUGGAGUACUUAACUGCAAAGAUGUCUAAAGCAAGAGAUGCUGAAAAAGAAGAACUACAAAACCAAAUUACUCUUUUAGAGAAGGACAUCACAGAAAUAAGGUCAAUGAAGGAAGAUCAGCUGUAUGGGGAUCGCCAUGACGAUCAUGAUUGGGACAAAAUAUCAAAUAUUGAUUUCGAGGGCCUUCGACAACCUGAUGAUCUGAUGAGAUUCUGGCAGAAUUACUUGCAUCCCUCCAUUAACAAAUCAACAUGGAGUCAGGAUGAGAUUGUGAAGCUUGAAGACGUUGUGGGAAAGUACAUGUGCUGCAACUGGGACCAAAUUGCAGAAUCUCUUGGAACCAAUAGGACAGCUUUCAUGUGUUUCCAGACAUAUCAGCGCUACAUCUCUAAACAGUUCAGGAAGAGAGAGUGGACUACAGAGGAGGACCAGGUCUUCAGAGAGCUUGUGGACAAGAUGAGGAUUGGCAACUUCAUACCGUAUACUCAAAUUUCAUACUUUAUGGAAGGUCGUGAUAGUUCCCAGCUCAUCUACCGUUGGACGUGUGUUCUGGAUCCCUCGAUAAAGAAGGGACCUUGGACAAAAGAGGAGGACCAGUUACUGCUGAAUGCUGUAAAGAAGUAUGGCUGCAAGGAGUGGUGGAAGAUUAGACUGGAAGUACCUGGAAGGACAGACAAUUCAUGCCGAGACAGAUAUCUGGAUUGCCUCCGAGCUGAUAUAAAGAGAGGCACAUGGAGUAAUGAAGAAGUGGAACUGCUGAAAAAACUGGUAGAGAAAUAUGGUGUUGGUAAAUGGGCUAAGAUCGCCUCUGAAAUUCCAAACCGGGUCGACAGCCAGUGUUUGAACAAGUGGAAAUGGAUGAUGCAGACAGCUGAUAAAAAAGGUGUAAAGAGAGUAAGAGUAAGAAAGAGUUCAGUAAAACAUGAGCCGCAGCUGAAGAGGAAGUGUGUGAGGCAGAAAAAGGUCAAAAAAGAAAGAGAAGAAGAAGAAGACUUUCAAACUGAAAGCGACACCUCCGAAGAUGAAAAGGAGCAAGUGCCAUACAUGGACAGUGAUGAUGAACAGGCAGUAGAAAAUGUCUCUUCAGAUGAGGACUGUAAACUAGAGUACGUCCAGCCGGACAUGAAGGACUGGAUUCCUGCACGUGGGAACAAGCUGGCGCGUUCUCCAGGGAAACUGAAGACCGUGUUGGUAAGGAUGCUCACUGAGGCGGAAGAGAGUGCUAGAGGUUGUGUACGGAACACUGUGCUGGACACAACGGGGAAACCUGUGAAGACUUAUGUCGGUAUGGAACCACCCGCUUUACAAAAACAGAAUUCAAGCAGUGAGCCCGCCAUGAUCAUGGUGUCUGAAAGUGAUGUUAAACACAUGCUGAUUUGCAUGAGAGCUUCUGUCAUGAAAGUGAGAACACCAAAAACCAAAACCAGAUUGUCUUCACGUACAAAUCAGAACGAUGCCAAAAAUGACGAAGAGGAGGACAAGAGUGAAAUGGAAAGCAGUCAGAGAAGAAGAUGUAAAUCUGUCCCCAAGGCUGUAGCCACCACCCAACUGAGCUAUGAUCUCAUGUUAGCCAUUACUCCAUGGGUUGGCAAUGUGCUAAUGCCUUUAUCUUUCAAUGAGAGACGGGUUUGUGAAGCUGACAUUGUUCAAAAAAGAGCAGCAGAUGUUCCUCUUGUAAAAUCAUCUGUGUUUUUGCUUUUUCUGCAGGCUCUUAAAAUUGAUACUGAUGGUUGCAAGAAAGUCAUCGAGGCCCGCAGAGACAAAGUGUCCUUGACACCAGGACCUGAAUCGAGACCCUAUGCAGCCAAGAAGCCUACUCCAGGUGCCUACCAUCAUAUUAAGACCGUAGCAGACAUACUUGCCGAGAGAACAGAGCACAAGGAACAUUCUAGGCCCCUGCAGACCCCUGAGUUUUUAGAACCACAGUUACUUCCACAGCCAGCCAAAAUCGCAAUUCUUCCAAGGCCUCAGCAGCAAAGCAAAACAAAACAGGUCAUGCAGUCUGCUAGUCAGACGAUAAAUGCUACCUUGAUACUUCCCCAGAAUUUCAUUGUUGCCCAGCCAAAUACAGAUAACAAAGUGGGCACUUCAAAUAAUGCGGUACAGGGAAUUUUACCUCUUCUGCAGUUGGGUACACAAGAUGUAUCAAAAAUUCCUCAGCCAGGACUAAAUUUGGCAAUACCAGUAGAAUCUGGGAGGGUGACACAGCCAGCAUCCUGUCCCACAACCUCAGUGUCCACAACUGGACCACCUACAGAGACUUUAGAGGAAGUGAGCAGUCCAAGACGCAAACACAAACCCACAAUGAAAGCUCAAGCCUUGAUGGACAAUAAAAGAGCCAAGCUCGCCAAGAAACAGGCAGCUAAAAAACAAGAAAACAGUAAUGUAACCCAGACAGUGGCUGUUCUACCACAGACUACAGCCUGGAUUCUCACCCCUGCUGGUUUAAUGCCUGUUGCUGGAAUUCGGGUACAAGCUCCUGGCAUCCCUGGUAAUCAAAACCAGGUGACGCCAAACAAUGUUCAGAUGGUAUUUCAACCACCUGUCAUAGUCAACCAGAGUAGUUGUGUUGCACGUACCAAUGCCAUAAGACCAAGCAAUCCAACACCUAAUUUACCUAGAAAUAAUAAUAUAUCUCUGACUGCUGGAUCAAAUCUCAGUCAUAACCGUAGGCCUUCCUCUGACUCAGACAACCACAUUGUUUCUUCACUUCCCUCUUCUUCUAAUUUCCCCAGUGUCAUUCGAGCUGCUGUCAUAAAUAUACCCAGUGUUUCUCAAGUUCUACCUGACACAAAUGGGCCAACAUCCAUUAAAGGAUCCGCAGCCCAUGUUCCCCCUUCUAAAACUGCAUGUAAUCAAAACAAACCUGUGACUCCCAUGAAUCCCAUGUCUUCUCUGAUUCCUGUUUCAUCGUCCCCUGUGGGAACUGAUCAAAACCUUACACCAUCAUGUAUUUCGGAUGCAACCAACAAUGUUCCCAAUGUCUCUUCAGUGUCUGCUGUCACAAGUACACCAUCUGUCCCUUCUGUCCAUCAGCUGAACAUUUCUGGUCCUGGUACUGUUCCAGGUCCUCAAAGCCAAAGAAUGCCACGUCCUGUUUCUCAGGUAGUAUUUCAGCAACCAAUCAUAGUAAACCAAAAUGGCUCGUUGGCGCUCAUCAACACUGCAGAGGCCUGCCUAGCUAAUGCUCCUCCAGCUGCUACUGCAAAUGUUUCUAGGGUUCCAACUAACUGUACAGCACCUAAUAUCAAUAAGAGCCUCCCAAGGUCUUCUACCGAGGGUUCUUUGGCACUCAUCAAUGCUGCGGGACCCUGCCUAAUUAAAAAUGCCUCUCCAACUGCUUUUAGGGUUCCACCUAACUCUGCAGCAGCUAAUAUCAAUAAGAGCCAUCCAGCGUCUUCUACUAAGGGUUCUUUGGCACUCAUCAGCGCUGCAGGACCCUGCCUACCUAAAAAUGCCCUUCCAACUGCUACUGCAAAUGUUACUAGGGUUCCACCUAACUCUGCAGUACCUAAUAUCAAUAAAAGCCUACCAGCAUCUUCAGCCUAUUCUAUAAUCCCCACUUCUGCACCCUCUUCUGCUGUGAAUGGAACAUCACAUGCAACUCCACAGUCCAGUGUUGUGAAUAGUCCUGUUACAAGCAAUGUAGGUGGCCUUCCAACAGAUCAGUUGUGUGUUAAUUCACUUACCAGUCCUAUGACCACUAGUUGUCAAAUUUUGCCUCAAACCGUGGUUCAGCAGAUGCCCCCCCAAGACGAAAAGCAAACUGUUUGGAGAGCAGCUACCACAUCUAAUCCCAGUCCAAAACAAAUUACUUUUGACCCUAGCUUGAUGUUCUUCGAGCAACCAGCUCAAGUGAAAAACUGGAUAAAGGGGAAUGGUGGAAUUACACUGCCUGGACUGGAAGACAAAAUGCCUUAUCUUCCCCCAUUUGUUAGCAGUAUCAAUACACUGACCACUUUGCUUAAAGGAAGAGAUUCUUUGUUGAACUCAGCAGUGCAGCUCCUGCCUGAAGAACACAGAGAUAACAGUGAGGAAGAAGCUAAGAUAGCUGCUGUCCGAAAGAUGGUCUCUGAGACGUUUAAAACCAACCAAGCAUAUUUGCUUUUGAAGGCUCGCUUCCUGUCAUGUUUUACCUUACCUGCCCUCUUGGCCACUAUAAAUCCGUGCAUAGGGUCGGCAGAUGAUCUGGGUCAGGAAGACAAUAUGGACAAAGUCAAGCCAACACACUUUGGAGAUGAAGAUCAGAUCAAAGCAUUGGGGUCUCUGCUCAACAUGGAAGAAAGUGAAUUAACAGCAACACAGUGUCCUGGGAGUGAGCCAAGAAAUCAAACUGACACUCAUAUAAGUGCAUAGCAUAUGAGUGGGAGCAAGAUAUUUGUAUUAUUUUAUUAUGACAAUAUGUUUAAUAUGAUGUUAAUCACAAUGUUCAAAAACAGUUCAUGUUGAAAAUAUGUAAAGUUUUUUAUGAUUUAGUUCACAGAGAAAUAUAAGACUGAGUGCACAAAUGU
This is a messenger RNA of Pangasianodon hypophthalmus (striped catfish), 5989 nucleotides long. RefSeq names its product small nuclear RNA activating complex, polypeptide 4 (gene snapc4). The record is from RefSeq and is a predicted model, not a curated record. The coding region runs from base 762 to 5834 and encodes 1690 amino acids. NCBI's taxonomy places the organism in Eukaryota, Metazoa, Chordata, Actinopteri, Siluriformes, Pangasiidae. The transcript is spliced from 25 exons.